Effrenium voratum is the source of this 585-nucleotide messenger RNA. Lineage: Eukaryota; Dinophyceae; Suessiales; Symbiodiniaceae. The record is from the annotation of a GenBank genome assembly.
AUGUCCCGGGUCGUGGUGGCAGAUUUGACGUUCAAUGUGUUGAGUCCAUGUGCGUUGACGAAGACAGGAUGGCAAACCAUUCUCGGAAAGCCCAAGCAGAGUGUGAUUAGGAAGGGGUCCGUGAAGAUUCCUCUCAAAAUCUUGGACCGAGGAUGGUGGGCCGUGUCGGAUGUGAAGGUGAAAGAUGAUCCAGUUGCGAUGGAAGUUGAUGCUCUGAAGAGGGCAAACAAGUUGAGUGCAAAGGUUGAGAAGGAGAAGGCUUCGGGAGAAAGCCAGUUGAGACAUGUGGUUGAGAAAGCUUGUGAAGUUGAGCGGGACCUCGACGACAAGGAAUGCCCCUGCCACCGCGGAGUGGGGUCGGCGGAGACUCAGAAGAAGGAAACGCAGCAGUGUCGCUCUGCUCUUCUCAUCCGCCCGGUCUCGGAAACGUCGGCGGUGAAGGAAACGAGGUCUGAGGUUCGAAAUAACAAGUUUUGGGAAAUCUCGGAUGGACCCCUUUCGUAUCUCGUCCGAAGCGUUUGUAGCGCCAUGGAUGGUGAUCCCGGAGUGGUGGAAACCCAGAGUGAAGCCACGACGAUCGAUUGA